GGUCAUGAACCACGUGCCUUGCGGUUUUCUACUGACCAAAAUACCCUUUGGCCCCUUCCUUCUCUUCUCUCUUAAUUGCUUCCAAAACUUGAAGUGAAAGUGUCACAUACUCCAGCUCAGAAGCAACUCAGCCUCCUCUUUCUUUAACGCAAAUGAAUGAUGAAUGAAUGAGAGUCCUUUAACCCCUGAAACUCUGAUAUUUCUUAACUGCUUCUUCUUCUUGUGUGGCUUAUAUAAAGAGAAGUAGAAAUGGGUAUGGGAACAAGCACCUUUGUUAUCAGAUGGAUCAACUUUCUCACCAUGGUGCUAUACAUGGACAAAGAAUGAAACUUGAUGAAUUUUUGUUCUGGUGCUGCCAUGGUGUUGUGUUUACACUAUCUUGUUAUAUCCACCAUGCAGCUUUUAGCAAUUGCUGUGGUAGUCUUCGGAGUAUGGAUGAGCACUCAUCAUGAUGGCUGUCGGAAAUCCCUCACCCUCCCUGUUUUAGCCAUUGGUGCUGUCAUUUUCUUAGUAUCUAUAAUUGGGUUCUUGGGCGCGCUGAAAAGAAGUUCCAUACUGUUAUGGAUUUAUUUGAUUCUCCUGUGCUUCAUAUUGGUGGGAAUCCUGGUGUUCACAGUAUUAGCGUUCAUUGUCACAAAUAAUGGUUCUGGUCAUAGCGUCGCUGACCUGAGGUUCAAGGAGUAUCAACUUCAGGAUUACAGUUCAUGGUUUCUAAAAGAAUUGAACAAUACCCAUAACUGGAAGCACUUAAAGGGGUGUCUUGUGAAAUCAGAUGAUUGCAAUAACCUAUCAAAGAAGUAUAAGACUCUCAAGAAAUUCAAAUUGGCAAAGCUGACCCCUAUUGAAGCUGGUUGCUGUCGGCCACCGUCUGAAUGCGGUUAUCCUGCUGUUAAUGCCUCAUACUAUGAUUUGAGCUUUCAUCCAGUUAGUUCAAACAAGGACUGCAAACUUUACAGAAAUGCUCGGGACACCAAGUGCUAUAAUUGUGAUUCCUGCAAGGCUGGAGUUGCACAAUACAUGAAAACUGAGUGGAGAGUGGUUGCAAUUUUCAAUGUUGCUCUAUUUGUUGUUUUGUCUCUGAUAUACUUUGUGGGCUGUUGUGCGAGACGAAAUGCUGCAAGAGACCGUUCUAAAACUUAAAAAGAGGAGAGCUACUUUCAGAAGCCCUCUUACUCUCCUAGGGAAGAAAUAGUAUCCCAGAAGUCUGAAGAUCCAUUGGUGCAAGCUGUCAGUGAAUUUUUCCUUUUUCCCUUUUCAUUUAACGAUGAAAUGUUCAGUAAUGCAAUGGGUCAGACUUUCUGGCUAGAGGUUCUCUAUGCCUAAAGUUCUUGUAAACAUGUUCUAUGAUUCUAUUGUAACGAAUUAUAAAAUUUCUUCAUUUUUUUAGCUUUCAGGAUCAAACAUUAUUG
Messenger RNA from Rosa rugosa (rugosa rose), 1409 nucleotides. Its product is annotated as tetraspanin-10. Gene Ontology annotation, biological process: auxin-activated signaling pathway. Gene Ontology annotation, cellular component: plasma membrane; plasmodesma. The transcript is spliced from 11 exons. Lineage: Eukaryota; Viridiplantae; Streptophyta; Magnoliopsida; Rosales; Rosaceae. Bases 334 to 1140 code for a protein of 268 amino acids. The record is from RefSeq and is a predicted model, not a curated record.